Messenger RNA from Plasmodium coatneyi, 3666 nucleotides. Its product is annotated as Alpha adaptin-like protein. The transcript has 6 exons. NCBI's taxonomy places the organism in Eukaryota, Apicomplexa, Aconoidasida, Haemosporida, Plasmodiidae. Gene Ontology annotation, cellular component: membrane coat; AP-2 adaptor complex. Gene Ontology annotation, molecular function: clathrin-cargo adaptor activity. The coding region runs from base 1 to 3666 and encodes 1221 amino acids. Gene Ontology annotation, biological process: intracellular protein transport; clathrin-dependent endocytosis. The record is from RefSeq and is a predicted model, not a curated record.
AUGAUGAAGCACAGCAUCAAGGGGCUGUACUGCUUCAUCGACGAGAUCCGGAACUGCAAGUGCCUGGAGGACGAGGAGAAAACGGUGUUGCAGGAAAUAAUAAAAAUAAAGAAAAAGUUCAACGAGAAGAAUAUUAGCAACUAUAAGAGGAAGAAGUACAUAUGGAAGCUGAUCUACUGUCACAUAUUAGGGUACGGCAUUUCGCUGUCCUACCUAGACAUAAUAAAAUUAAUGAGCAGCACCAACUUCAGUGACAAAUAUUGCGGCUACACAGCCCUCUCCCUGCUGGUUAGCGAAAACAACGAAAUGCUUCACAUGAUGAUUAGCACAAUUAAGCUGGACCUCAAAAGCAAUGACGAGAAGGUGAAUUUUCUGGCGCUGCAUUUUGCUAGCCAAAAAAUCAAUGACCUGCUUAUUGAAAAUAUGUAUGAAGAUAUACUUCACAUAGUCACGUCGAAUUAUAUCUACAAGCCGAAUAUUAGGAAGAAGGCCUUCCUCUGUUUAGCCAACAUUUACAAAAAGAGACACGACCUCUUACUGAAGAAUAAAACCGAGUUGGAGAUUUUCAAAUUUCUAGACCAGAAUCUUAACGAAGUAAAUAUGUUUAACGUUUUUGCUUAUCUCAAUUUGAUUUAUGUGAUCAUUUUGGUUUUCCAAAAAUAUGAGGCCAUGCAAAACUACCAGGAGAGGCAAAAGAGGAGGAAGAAAAAGCACCCCAAAAAAAGUGGUGACGAUGAUAACGUGGAUGGUAACGACGAUGAUGACGACAAUGACAAUAGUUAUGACAAUAGUGAUGAAAAUAGUGAUGAAAAUAGUGAUGACUAUAGUGAUGAUGUGGCGGGUGGCAACCGACGAGAGGAACACCCAAUCAAACGGGAAGACCUCAAAGUGGACCCCACCAACUCCACCAGUUUCAGCAACAAACGAAUCAUCUCCCUAAAUAUAAAGGACGAGGUGAAGCGGAUGGGCUACCACAAACACAGCAACUCCUCCCUCUCGAACGAACAGAGCUUUCUCUACAAUGACUUGAAGAAGGUAGACAAGAUCAUGGAAAUCGACUCACAGUGCAGUUUAAACUUGGACGAAAUAAAUUUCAUUGAAAUAAGGAAGUACGUAAAUAAAUAUAUCCACUUCAUCCUGAACGUGCUAUACCUCAUUUUGGACGAAAAUUUAAAAAUCGACGAAGGGUUCUACUACAGCCAGUUUAGGUACCCCUUCCUGCUCAUCAAGUGUCUGCAAAUGGUGCAGCUGUACGAUCUGCACGGCUUGUCCCAAAACACCAUAAACAAUAUUAACGAUAUUCUACACAAGAUAGUUAGUAAGCCGUUUAAGAAGCUGCAGGGGAAGGUAAGCUUCGAAACGGGGAAAACUAAAAAUGGGCGCUCUGUCCUACAAAACCUGUCCAGCUCACACAACAUGAGUGCGAACGAUCGUGGCGUUUCCCAUGUGGAUAGGAGGAACAUCUUCCGGAAGAGCUUCUCCAAAAACAGCUUCUACAUGGGGAUGAAAAAAUCCAAGGAGGAGUUAAGAAAUGAGAAAAGUACCACCUACAUAGAAUACGCCAUCAUCUACGAAUGUUGCAAUGUGUACAAUUUUUUGGGUAAUAAAAUUGAAGACCGAAAUAGGGAUAUCAUUCUGUGCCUUAUUACAAACUCCUUCGACUCAAAAAAGUCCAACAUAAAUUAUGUCAUACUGAACAGCUUGGCAAAGCUAAAAAUGAACAACAAAAUAUACAGCCUGUUGGAAAACCACAUCAUGCACCUGAUCAAUCUGCUAAACAAUGACGACAUAACAAUAAAACUGCAAACCUUUAACAUCCUUUUCAACCUGUGCAACAACACUAAUUGGAAGCUUCUCAUAAAUGUGUUUCUUCACCAUUUACCAUACAUCGAUCCGUACAUACAAAAUGAGGUCAUCAUAAAAAUAUCAAUCCUUGCAGAAAAUUUCUCACCAGACUUGUCCUGGUAUAUUGACGUUAUAUUCAAACUGAUUGAAAUUACUUAUAGAUCCAUCUUCCCUGAGGUGUGGUUUCGCCUUGUCCAAAUUGUUACUGGCUUUGUCGAAGGGGCAGACAAAUCGGACAAAGCGGCAGACAAAACAGACAAAGCAACCAACACGGCCAAAAAGGAAAGUAUCCCAUCUGAUAACAGCAAAGUUAAGGAGGAACAGAAGGUACAGACCUACGCUGCCAUGAAAUGUUACAAAUAUUUAGCCGAUAAGUAUACAAAAAUUGAGCUUCUCAUCGAUUUGUGUUCCUACAUUAUUGGCUCCUUUGGCCACCUCAUAAAGGAAAAAGUACCCAUGAGUAACCAGCUCAAAGUUCUAGAAACGUACUUCACCCUCGGGUCAUCCAACACGAAAUGUGUCAUCCUCAUGGCCAUCAUGAAAAUGGUCUUCUACGAUAGUAAACUCAUGUCUCCGGUGAAGAAAAUUCUCACCAACUGUAUCACACACACAGACCUGGAACUGCAAACCAGGGCCUGCGAGUUCCUGAACCUCUGCAACUUGAACAACCCCAGCGUCCUCAGCUACCUGCUGAAGGGCAUGCCACUUUAUCACACGAAGAAGGUGCACGAGAAUUUCCUCAUCAAGCGCCUCCUGGAGAAGAACAAGCACGCUGUGAUCGACUUCAACGAAAAGGACAACUCCCUCAAAUACGAAAAACACCAGGAGAAAGCCAAGUCGGGCAGCAGACACGAACAGAACUACAAGGACGACAACAGCCCCAGCGACGACAGCCGCAACAAGGGUUCGUCUUCCACCUCCUCCGAUGGAAGUUACAACGUCAAAGUUAGAAGAAAAAUGAGCAACGUGUCAGCAGCCUCAUCCGGAAAUUCAAAAAAAUCCACAUCCACCUUGUCUACACACAAAACGAAAAACUCAAGUGAGGACCACACGGAUGAUAACGCCAAGCUCUUUAAGUCGCUCUGCUUACAGAAGGCAAACAACAUUAACGACCUUUGGUUCAAUGCUUGCCUUUUGGACAAGUCCCUUUUUUUUAAGAACACCGUUUUAUCCAUCCUUAUAAAACAAAAGUACCAGGAGAAUAAGGCCAUCCUCACCUUUUACGUGAAAAAUAUAUCCAAGACGAUGGUGAAUUUGGCGAGCAUCCGCAUUGAGGACUGCGAACAUAUGAACAUAAAGGAAGCCAAAAUUGUGAUGAACGAAAAAAUAGACCCGGACGAUGUAUACGUCCAUAAAAUUAUAAUUACCAUUUCGGACAUUUUUUACAAUAUCCCCAGUAUUUACUUCAACGUCCUGACCCCCAACUCGGCGAACGCGAGUCUGUCUUCCAAGCUGCCCAUCCUGAUAACGCGCUUCAUCAAGGAGAACAAAAUGAACGAGGCGACUUUCAAGAUUUACUGGAAGGCCCUUACGCAGGUCCACAACGAGGACAUCAUAAUGGGCGUCCCAAAAUUUUCCAAAAAGUACUUUUUCAACUAUCUGAUCAACGCGUUUAACUUUUACAUUUUGAAGAUCGGCUCGCUCAUCUGUGCCUCCGGCUACAUACACUUCCCCGUCUCGGACAGCGAAAACAAAAUUUUAAUUCUCGUGAAGAUUCGGCACGAGAUGAAAGGGUGCCAGAUCUCAGUCGUGUCCAGCAUCAAGCACUUGAACAACUACCUGAACAAAAUAUUUGAAAUUUAUCUUAUAAAGAAUAAAUAG